ACCGUUAUCUCUUUGGGUCAUUUUGUUUGAACGAUUGUACUUGACCUGUCUCACUUUGGAUUACUCCCCAACACAAAUAAUGAAUUGUACUCCAUUGUUGACCACAGAUUUGGCAUCCUGUCUCAAUGUCUCCCCAGAACAACAUAAUUAAGGUUGUUUCUAUCAAAGAAUGCCGUGAAGGUAAAGCUGAAUUGGGAAAUGGGGAAGAAUAUAAUACUACCCAAGUUGAAAAGAAUUACAAUUUUUAUGGUUUUUCUGGUCCCAAACUCAAGUAUAUAAACCGGUUGGAUGACCAUUCUUUUCACCAUCUCAGCACUGCAGUAACAAAAGACAGAAAACAAUAACAAUACCAUGAAAACCUCCAGCUUAGGCGCAUUUCUUCUCGUGUUGUUGGCUUUUGCCACUCUAACACAGUCUUGCUUAGCUGCUGGCAGGUUGCAGGCCUGCCAGCCGAGCGGCAAGAUACGAGGCAUAAAGCCGCCUCCCGGGAAAUGCAACCGAGAGAAUGGUUCAGACUGUUGCAAACAAGGCCAACUGUAUACUACUUACAAAUGCUCACCCGCUGUCAUUGGAGCAACCAGGGCGAUUCUCACGCUGAACAGCUUUGAGAAAGGGGGAGAUGGUGGCGGGCCAUCAGAAUGCGACAACCAUUACCACUCUGAUGAGAAGCAUGUUGUGGCCCUUUCAACUGGAUGGUAUAGUGGAGGGGACAGAUGCCUUAAUUACAUCAAGAUAAGUGCUAAUGGAAGGACUGUGACAGCUAUGGUGGUGGAUGAGUGUGACUCGACAAUGGGGUGUGAUGAUGAACAUGAUUAUCAGCCACCUUGUCGCAACAACAUUGUUGAUGCAUCUAAAUCUGUCUGGGAAGCCUUAGGCUUAGAUCAGAAUGAAGGACAGCAUGAAAUCACUUGGACCGAUGCCUAAACUAUAUAUUGUGUUUAAUUUUCUGCAGUAUUUAUCUAUAUGUAAACGUGUGUGUCUGUGUUUGAUGAUUUCUGAUAAUAAAUAGUAAAAGGUUUUUGGUUUUCAAGGA
Ipomoea triloba (trilobed morning glory) is the source of this 1033-nucleotide messenger RNA. RefSeq names its product kiwellin-1-like. Lineage: Eukaryota; Viridiplantae; Streptophyta; Magnoliopsida; Solanales; Convolvulaceae. Bases 352 to 924 code for a protein of 190 amino acids. The record is from RefSeq and is a predicted model, not a curated record. The transcript has a single exon.